UGUAAGGGAGAUGGUCUGCUUGUCUGUCUCAGGGGCUGGGUUUCUCUUUUAUCCAACAAGAGGAAAAAAGAUAGUUUCAAGCAUGACGAGACAAAGACACUGAGAGAAAUCUGACAGAUGAUGAUUUAAAAACUUUCAGAACUUGCCAUGGCCAUAAGGGAGCUUAAAGUUUGUCUUUUAGGGGACACUGGAGUUGGGAAAUCUAGCAUCGUUUGCCGAUUCGUCCAGGAUCAUUUUGACCACAACAUAAGUCCAACAAUAGGAGCAUCAUUCCUCACUAAAACAGUACCAUGUGGAAACGAACUACAUAAAUUUCUGAUCUGGGAUACGGCCGGACAGGAGAGGUUCCACUCAUUAGCUCCUAUGUACUACAGAGGAUCGGCAGCUGCUGUCAUAGUCUAUGACAUUACUAAACUGGACUCAUUCCAGACACUGAAGAAGUGGGUGAAGGAGCUGAAAGAGCACGGUCCUGAGGACAUUGUUGUAGCCAUCGCAGGGAACAAGAAUGAUUUAGGAGACAUCAGGGAAGUUCCAAUGAAGGAAGCAAAGGAGUUUGCUGAAUCAAUUGCCGCUAUUUUCAUCGAGACUAGUGCCAGAAAUGCUGUCAAUGUAGAGGAGCUUUUUCAGAAAAUCAGUAAACAGAUUCCCCCCCUGGACAACCCUGAGGUGGAAAGCAAUGAGUCCUUUAAACUCACCCGGCAGCCCACUCCAUCUACCAGGAGAUGCUGCUAGUACCGGCCAUGUCUGAUGUGAUUACCUCCUUCAGCACCAGGGACCCCACAGCACAGCACACCGUCCACAAUGAACCCAGUGUCUCACUGCAGGGAAAAGAGCAAACAGUGGGCAGACAGAGGUUAGCUUGCACGUGUGGUCACCUGCAAUAUGAAACAAAGAAAGUACCAUCAGUAUCACGUGUAUCAUUGCACAUUAAUGUCAUUUUAGUGUAGUAGUCUUAACCCAGAUCAGGUCAUAAGCCUGCAGUUUGUUGCCAUCAGGUGGAGGUUUGGUGAACUACACCAAGAUUUCUGUCUGCAGUAUAAUUCAUUGCUCUUUAAGAAAGUGUGGUUUUAUACCAUAAUUUAGAAACGUUAAAAUUCAGCACACAUUAACAGCUAGUGAUCUGAUAUAUGCUCAUGUGCAUUUUUAAACAGGUUUGAAUGCAAACACAUUUCAUUGCACUGUCUCUUUAAAGGCACACAUUAAAUGGUAGGUUUUUUUACUAUUAUUUUUUAAGGCUACACUUCUCAUGGAGCUCUUAUGUACAUGUAUGUAUCACUCAUGUUUAGAGUAUUUGAUGAAAGGUUGUUGAGUCUAAACUUAAGAAAAGAAUUCAGUUCUUUAUCUUAAAUGCAGCACCUUUACAUUCCUUUGCAUCAUGUGUUUUCAAGCACAUUUGCUGUUUAAUGGUUGAACUGUAAUAAUGAAUAUGUAACAGCUGAGAGGCCUAAAUCGCAAUUUAGGUGUGACACCCUGAUCGGAAACACUGUGACCAAUACUGGAGAUGUUUACAAGGUGUUUUGUAAAAGUUGUUUUUCUACAUGCUGAAGAGUAUUGUCACAUAUUUCAACACAGGGAAUGACUGAAUACAACUGCCAGACAUAUAGUUUUAUUUCUUUUUAAAACAUUUGUACUGUUUCAUAACCAAGUCCCUGAUUUGACAGUAUUUGCUUUUUAAGGUGCCUUUUUCCAGUUGAAAGCAAUUUGCACACUACACAUGGGUCUUAGCUGUCUCGUGUUUUUGCAGGAGAACUGUAAACAUCUGGGACUGAGAAAACUAAAAGUCAUAGUCAUUUGUUCUUUGGUUAAUGAAAAAUCUUCAGGAAAAAGGAAGUGCAGUAUGACUAAUGUUUUAGCUACAUCCUGCUAACAGUGCUAUUAGUGAGGGAAUGUUGUGAAAUUCUGGGAAUGAGACAUUUCUUCACCAAUGUGUUCAUGAAGGUCUGAUAACACAUGAAAAAGAUGUAAAUCUACUCCUGUAGAAACAUUUGUGUGAGCUGCUUUAAAGUUGGAGUAGCUGCAACCUUAAUGCUGAAAACUUAUUAACACUUACCUUUGCCUUUUGAGGGGUCGAAAUACAGGUUUUUUUUUCAGUAUUCUGAGGCCCGGUUCACACUUAGGAAGGUAUUUUUGAAAACUGAUGUUUGUAUUGCAUUUUGACUUUCUAUACACAUGCAAUAACAUUUUGGGUCACCGAAAAUCAGAGGUGGAAAAUGUACAAGACUCUUGUACUCAAGUAAAAGUACAGUUACUUUGGUUAAAAUGAGGGAUCCACAGAUACCCAUACCACUAUCGGGUAUUGGUGCCGAUAACAGACCUAAGUGCUCGUUCUCAUAAAAUAUUGAUCCAUCAUUUUAAAGCAUUAAGUUAGCCUCUCAUUAUGUGAGUAUGUAGUCAAAGAUGGAGCCAUGUCUGCAGUUUGGUGACAUUUUAACAGAAACAACAAUCACAAAAGCAGAGAAGAAUGAAAAAAUGAUGGAAACUGUCAGAAUAAUAAGAGCAAUUAUGGUAUUGCAAAGUACUCAUUUUUGUACUCAGUAUUGGUGAAUAUUCAAAUAUAAACCCUUGUGCUAAUACUUGGUCUAGGAAAAUGUGAUAUUGGCGCCUCAAUCUAUCUUAUCCCGUUCGGGGGUGUCGGGGGCUGGCGCCUAUCCCAGCUGUCAUUGGGUGAGAGGCAGGGUACAUCCUGGACUCAUCGCCAGUCAUUUGCAGGGCUGGUAUUGGUGCAUCCCUAGUUAAAAUAUAUUUGAGUAGAAGUAAAAUUACAGGUCAAUAAAUCUAUUCAAAUAAAAGUAAAAAGUGUUUAAUUUAAAGUUUACUUAAAAGUACUGAGUAGCUACAGAGAAAUAUUAGAGUAGAAUAUGUUAUUUCAUUAUUGGCAGUAACAACAUAAGCAUAUGAAUCUCCAACCAGGGUGUUCAGGUAAAGUGACACCUGAGAGCACCUGAUCAUCAUGUGAAGUCAAAGCCAAACAGCUAGCCAAUUUCACAUGUUGUUGGCAGAAAGCUACAGCCUCCUCAUUUUGAUGCUUUUUAAAUACAAGUACAAUUAUUUCCCAGAAAAACAUACUGAAGUAUACGUAAAAUGACUGAUUUUAAAAUGUACUCAAAAAUACAAGUACCCUAAAAUUACUCAAAUAAAGUAAUUUGAGUAAAUGUCAUUAGUUACUUUCCACCCCUGCUGAAAAUUCCCUUUUUUUUUUAAACUUCCAGGGUGCCAAUUUUUAGAAACUCUGCUCACAUCAUUUGUGUAGUUUUUUGUUCUGUUUAACUUUAUUUAACAAGGAAAACCUGAGAUUAAUUUUCUCUUUUUCAAAAGUGUCCUGGACAAGACAUGCAGUAUCAUUAUUAACAAAGUUACAGCCAGAGAAUGAACAGCCAUACAUGCAAGCACAACAACACACUAGAAAACAUUAAAUAACAAAAUAGGCAAAUAUUUUCCAAAUAUGUGUUAUGAGACACCUUUAUGACCACAUUUGUGAAGAAAAACAAGAAAUGUAUUCCCAGACUCGUCAAAUAUCAGAUAAUAUUCAAUGACUGUCUGUUUGAUUAGGGCAUAAUGCUGUUAUAGUCAUUUUAUACAAAACUUAAACCUGAUCAGUUUUAGCUUCAAAAAAUUAGAAAGUCAUAACAAAUUAAAAAAGCCUUAGGCUAAGUUAGGUAAACCAAUGUGAUGUACAGUGCUUAACAAAUUUAUUAGACCACCACCCAAAGUAAGGUUUAUGCCACAGCUGCCCCAAAUUAACAGCAUUGGUAAUUACCAAAAUCAUUUUUUAUGUUUCUGCAAUGGUUAA
Molecule: messenger RNA, 3790 nt
Organism: Cheilinus undulatus (humphead wrasse)
Lineage: Eukaryota; Metazoa; Chordata; Actinopteri; Labriformes; Labridae
Gene: rab31
Product: RAB31, member RAS oncogene family
Exons: 7
Coding region: 148-732 (194 amino acids)
Molecular function (GO): GTP binding; GTPase activity
Source: RefSeq, a predicted model, not a curated record